AGGGGACACACGCAGCACUGAGGAGGGACUGAGAAUGAAUGACCGCGUUCAAACAGUGACCGUGAGUUUCUGUUGGGAAAGCAUCAAGAUCUGCGGCAAACUGUGCAGGAUUGCGUUCAUCUCCAAAAUCCGGGUUGCAGCCGACAGCCUCAUCAUGGACAUAAGAUUGUUUUUUCGAAGAAAAGAGCCAGGUUCAGGCCAAAGAGGAAGAGAUGAAAAAGGGGAAGGAGAGGAGAGAGUGCAAAGUCAGGAAGAACCAGAAGCCUGAGUAUUGAACAGAAUAAAUGUGGACAGCUUGGUGAAUCUGGACCGAGGAGGAGGAAAAGUCAAAGAGAUCAGGAGCCAAAACUAGAAGCACCUGGACACAAAUAGAAGUGGAUGCUGCAGAAGGAGAUUUCCAUAAUCACCAGAAGAAGCUUCUGCAAACUGUGUGUCUCUGAUCACCUGCAGCGUCCAGCAUCGAUGUAAAGAGAAGAAGAAGCUCUGCAGCCUGACGAAGUCAGCAGGGUGGGGCCUGGCUAGUUCCUGGAUGGGAGAAGCUGGGAAUAGCAGAUAGAUGCUGGAAGCUUUUAUCUGUCCAACCUGCAGAGGGCGCUGCUGCUGCUGGACUGGAAACAGCCUGAAGAACCAGAGGAGGAAUUAUUCUGCAGAUAUGGAAAGAAAACACACAAGUAAACAGUGGAGCAGCUACAAUCAGUGAUUUCAGACACUGCUGACUGAUUUCAUCUGGAAGAUAUCAGAUAAAUGGAGGAAAAUGUUCAAUAUUUCACAUUAAAACAGCAUGAAAGUGAAUUAGUGAGGCAUGUUCUUAGUUGUACGGACAUUAAAUGAUCCUUAAAAACAGAAUUUACAAAGUGAUGUUGUGGGUCUAGAGCAGGGGUGGGCAAUUAAUUUUUACCAGGGGACACAUGAGAAACCCAAAUUGUGUCAGAGGGCCACCAACUUUCUUCCAUUGUAAAAUGCUCUAAAUUAAAUAUUUUGAAUAGCUGGUACAGAUAAUCAGAAGAAUAAAGCACUCUGUAAAUAUUUAUAUGAGGUUAUGUGAAAUUGUGGUAUAUAGUAGGCGUUAGCAUGAACGAAGUGGAUUAUUUGCUUUCAUGUCCAUUUUCCUCAAUGUCUUUGGAGGAAAAGCUGGACGUUAAGAGAGUGGGAUCACAUCGGCCGUCAAUGUGAGCUUCUUUUCAGAUAAGGUAGGCCCAUGUUGACCUGUCAAAGGACUGUGACACCUUGUUUUUGCUGAAGGCGUGUUUUGCACUACAUGUCGCCAAACAGUUGUAAUAAGACAGUUGGAGCAGGCUAUCUGUGGGCAGUCGUUGCUGUUGGAACACGUUUUGUAGUGGUGUGUGUGUGUGUGUGUGUGUGUGUGUGUGUGAGAGAGUGAGUGAGUGAGUGAGUGAGUGAGUGAGUGAGAGAGAGUGUUGAUGUAGAGCACUGAAAAAGUAUAGUGUACCUGAUGUGAUGUUGCUUUUGCAGCUGUGUUAACCAUUUAAUCAGUAUUAUGCAUUUGUUAGCCCACCCAAAAAAUUUCACCACCAGCCGCAACUGUGUAUAAUACAAUGCAAAAAUGACAAUUUCUGCACAGGGUUAAUUUCUGUCACUUUAUCCUGCAUUCUCUUUAAAAGUCCAACAUUUUUCCCUGUCAGAUUUGGACAACCAUCUCUUGUCACACCUGCAAACUUGUCCCAUUUCAGUCCUAAUGUGUCCAAACAUGCAUUUACCUCUCUGAACAAGUCAUUACCAGUGGUUGUCCCUUUCAUCGACUGCAUGGCUGCCAACUCCUCCGUGAUUUGAAAGUUUGCAGUUAUCCCACGUAAGAAGAUGAGUAGCUGGGCGGUGUCACAUACAUCGCAGCUCUUAUCCAAAGCCAGAGAAAAACAGUCAAAGUCGGCCGCUCUGUUCUCCAGCUGAAGCUCCAAGUUUCCCGUGAUGUCCUCAAUCUGCCUCAUUACAGUGCGUUGGGAGAAGUGAAACCCUCUCAAAUGCGCCCUUUUUCUCCGGCCAUAUCAGCGCAGCAGAGUCCAAUAAACUCUCCUUAAUAAACUCUCUGUCAGAAAACGCCUUACUUUUUCUGUCGAUUUUGUGAGAAAUUACAUAACUUGUCCUGACGGCUGCAUCUCUGGGGGUGUGAAGUUUGGUAAAAAGUCCUUGUUGGGUUUGUAGUUUUGCAAGCAAUGCAUCAGACUCCCUUGCACGCUCUUCAUCAGACAGAUUUCUGUAUUUAUCUUCAUGCUUGGUCGCGUAGUGGCGAUUCAAAUUACAAUCUUGAAACACAGUGACCUGUGUACCACAGAUUAAGCACACUGCUUUACCUUUAACUUCUGUAAAGAAAUAUUUGGCAGUCCAUGUCUUGUUGAAAACACGGCAUUCGUUAUCAACUUUUCUUAGCGUGAGCCGACAUCUUGAGGGUGACCUGGCAAGUAUCACUUGUCACUGUUAACCUUCACUCACGUACAGCGUACUUGAGUGAAGUAUGAAUGUAUACGUUUGUAUGAACGUAACGUAACGUAACGCUUUUCAAAAUAAAAUUUCAAAUUUCAAAAUAAAAGUCAAAAAAGACAGAUGUUUGUUUGAUUUAUGUUGUUUAUGAUUGGCCUCAUGCGGGCUGGACAGGGACGUACAAAGGGCUGGAUGUGGCCCACGGGCCGUAGUUUGCCCAGGUCUGGUCUAGAGGCUCAAAGUGUGACAUUUACCAAACUGUGUGCAAUUAUGAGAGUCAAAUAUACCAAUGAAGCAGUGAAAUGGGAAAGAAUGAGUGAAAUUCUUCAAAGUUUCAUUGGAUUCAUCUCAUCUAAAGGACAUUUUCAUGAAUGUGGAAAAAUGACAGGAAGUGGUUUAAAGCAAAGAGCCAGAAAAAAUCAUAAAAUGAUAAAAUCCAAGAAGAGACUAAAGGAGAGCAGAACACUAAACUAUUGAGCUUCCACAUUGAAAUGAGGAGUGGAUUAAAGUCCACAGCAGCAGACAAAGAAGAAGAUGAAGCCAGAGAAGGUUUGGAUUCCUCAGCUGACAUGUAGAGUGUAGAUUCCCUCUCUGACUGUAGUUCCUGUAAAACAGCUUCUCAGGACAUUUAGUGUUGAAAUGGAGUCAUCACUUCUGGGAUUGAUUCUUCUUUAUUCUUCUCAAAAGCUUCAUAUUUACAGAAUUAGAAAGAAAUAGAAAAUGUUCCCAAACACACAUUUUCACAGAGUUCUGUUUUAACUCACCAUAAACUGAUCCAUCAGGUUUCCUGCUUCGUUGCCCUGACAACAGUGAUGUCACGGCCACUUCCUGUUAUUCAAGUCAGUUCCGUCUUUUACCGUCUUCAUGUUGCAGCUCCUUUUCUCCGUCUGAAUGUGAAGGUAGAAAGUGUGUGUGAGCUGCUGUGAGUUGAGCAUCAUGGAUGAGUGUGAGGACAGAGAGGAGGGAGUCCCUCCCUCUAAAAGCUCUCUGUGUGGGGAACAGGAGAACCAGAGCAAAGCUCAGAGGAAUCCACCUGGACCUGGACCUGGACCUGGACCUGGACCUGGACCUGGACCUCCAUCCAGCUGUGUGUCCUUCAAGAGUGACCAGUCUAAGGGUAUUCCUAUUGACUUGAAAGGAGAACCAGGUCCUGAAGUAGGAGGAAAGACAAAAAUCCAUCAGAGACCAGAGUACUCUGGACCUGGACCUGCAUCCAGCUGUGUGUCCUUCAAGAGUGACCAGUCUAAGGGUCUUUCUGUUGAAUUUAAAGGAGAACCAGGUCCUGCUGCAGAGGGGAAUCCACCUGGACCUGGACCUGGACCUGGACCUGCAUCCAGCUGUGUGUCCUUCAAGAGUGACUGGUCUAAGGAUAUUAUUUUUGAAUUUAAAGGAGAACCAGGUCCUGCUGAAGAGGGAGUGGAGCAGCAGAGCUCAGAGGUUCCCAGAGCUCAGUCUGUCCAGCAGCAUCACCUGGACUCCAUAUUCAUGCUGCUGGAGGACAACAUGUUGACUUUUGUGAAGAAGGAGCUGAAGAAGAUGCAGAAGCUUGUGAGUCCAGAUUACCCAGAAUGCUCCUCAGAGAGUCAGAGGGAGGAUGAAGAGGAGUUGGAGGGUGAUGAUAAAGAUGAGAGGAGCAGCAGAGAGAUGUUUGAGCAGAUCACAGUGUUGUUCCUGAGGAGGAUGAAGCAGGAGGAGCUGGCUGACUGUCUGCAGAGCAAACUUGCUGCUGCAGUUUGUGGACAUGAACUUAAACGUGGUCUGAAGAAGAAGUUCCAGAGAGUGUUUGAGGGUAUCGCUAAAGCAGGACAGAAGACCCUCCUGAAUGAGAUCUACACAGAGCUUUACAUCACAGAGGGAGGAACUGCAGAGGUCAAUGAUGAACAUGAGGUCAGACAGAUUGAAGCAGUAUCCAGGAAAGCAGACAGAGCAGAAACAAGCAUCAGAGCAGAAGAUAUCCUGAAAGGCUCACCUGGAAGAGAUGCACCAAUCAGAACAGUGAUGACAAAGGGAGUGGCUGGCAUCGGGAAAACAGUGUUAACACAGAAGGUGACUCUGGACUGGGCUGAAGACAAAAGCAACCAGGACAUCCACUUCAUGUUUCCAUUGACUUUCAGAGAGCUGAAUGUGGUGAAAGAGAGAAAGUUCAGCUUGAUGGGACUUGUUCAUCACUUCUUCAGAGAAACCAAAGCAGCAGGAAUCUGCAGCUUUGAAGACUUCCAGGUUGUGUUGAUCUUUGAUGGUCUGGAUGAGUGUCGCCUUCCUCUGGACUUCCACAACAAUGAGAUCCUGACUGAUGUUAGAGAGUCCACCUCAGUGGAUGUGCUGCUGACAAACCUGAUCAGGGGGAAGCUGCUUCCCUCUGCUCAUCUCUGGAUAACCACACGACCUGCAGCAGCCAAUCAGAUCCCUCCUGACUGUGUGGACAUGGUGACGGAGGUCAGAGGGUUCACCGACCCACAGAAGGAGGAGUACUUCAGGAAGAGAUUCAUAGAUAGGAAGCAGGCUGGCAGCAUCAUCUCCCACAUGAAGAAGUCACGAAGCCUCCACAUCAUGUGCCACAUCCCAGUGUUCUGCUGGAUCACUGCUACAGUUCUGGAGGAGCUGCUGAGAAGCAGAGCGGGAGGAGAUCUGCCCAGAACCCUGACUGAGGUGUUCAUCCACCACCUGGUGGUUCAGACCAAAGUCAAGAAGAUCAAGUAUGAUGGAGGAGCUGAAACAGAUCCACACUGGAGUCCAGACAGCAGGAGGAUGAUUGAGUCUCUGGGAAAACUGGCUUUUAAUCAGCUGCAGAGAGGAAACCUGAUCUUCUAUGAGUCUGACCUGACAGAGUGUGGCAUCGAUGUGGAAGCAGCCUCAGUGUACUCAGGAGUGUUCACACAGAUCUUUAAAGAGGAGAGAGGGCUGUACCAGGACAAGGUGUUCUGCUUCGUCCAUCUGAGCGUUCAGGAGUUUCUGGCUGCUCUUCAUGUCCAUCAGACCUUCAUCAAUUCUGGAAUCAACCUGUUGGAAAAAAAACAAACUGCCUCCAAGAAGUUGAAAGUAUUUCUAAAGAAACCUGAACUAAAACAUCUCUACCAGACAGCCGUGGACGAGGCCUUAAAGAGUCCAAAUGGAAACCUGGACUUGUUCCUGCGCUUCCUCCUGGGUCUGUCACUGCCGACCAAUCAGAAUCUCCUACGAGGCCUGCUGACACAGACAGGAAGUAGCUCACAGACCAAUCAGAAAACAGUGGAGUACAUCAAGGAGAAGAUCAGUGAUGAUGUGUCUGCAGAGAGAAGCAUCAAUCUGUUCCACUGUCUGAAUGAACUGAACGAUGUUUCUCUUGUGGAGGAGAUCCAACAGUCCCUGAGAUCAGGACGUCUGUCCACAGAUGAACUGUCUCCUGCUCAGUGGUCAGCUCUGGUCUUCAUCUUACUGUCAUCAGGAGAAGAUCUGGAUGUGUUUGACCUGAGGAAAUACUCUGCUUCAGAGGAGGUUCUUCUGAGGCUGCUGCCAGUGGUCAAAGCCUCCAAGAAAGUUGUGUAAGUAGUUGGA
Messenger RNA from Acanthochromis polyacanthus (spiny chromis), 5970 nucleotides. Its product is annotated as NLR family CARD domain-containing protein 3-like. Lineage: Eukaryota; Metazoa; Chordata; Actinopteri; Pomacentridae. Gene Ontology annotation, molecular function: protein binding. The transcript is spliced from 13 exons. The record is from RefSeq and is a predicted model, not a curated record. The coding region runs from base 3373 to 5961 and encodes 862 amino acids.